AUGGCGUCGAAGCUCAAAAUCGACCCUCCGCUGCUCAAUUCGGCGUGCCCAUGGUCCACCACGCUCGAAGACAUCAAGGCACUUUACGACAGUCCAUACACAGGCGCCGUGACCAUCCGCACCAGCUUGCUGGAAGGCUUUUCACACGAUGACUCGGUGCACCAAUAUACCUUCUUCACUCCCGGCACGACCAUCCCCGCGAACGCUCCCAAGGGCGAAGACUCGAAACCUACAGCCACCGCGUCCAGCUCCAGCACAGGCGCCGAUAACACAUCAAGUUCUGCUGACAUGUCGUCGUCGUCUUCAGCGGGACCGGUGUCGACGUUGAACACGCUCGGCUACUCCCCGCUCACGCUGUCCGAGUACCUGGGGAUCAUCAACGAGAUCGUGGGCCAACGACACCUGGGCACCGACACGCCGACGAAGAAGCCGUUUAUCCUCAGCGUCACGGGCACCUCGGACGAGAUCUCCAUGGUCUACGCCCUGAUCGCGAACGCGGCCGAGAUGGACGAAGACCUGCGUCUCGCCAUGGAAGUCAACCUGUCAUGUCCCAACAUCGCCAACGCCCCUCCGCCGGCCUACGACCCCGGCCAACUGGCCGAGUUCCUCGAGGCCAUUGGCGACUCGAAAUCGACGUAUCGCGGCCGCAUGGCCACCCCCGAGAGUGCGCCCAGGGUCGGCAUCAAGCUGCCUCCGUACACGCACAUUUCGCAGUUCGAGAUGGUCGUCGCCGCCCUCAAGGCCGCAAAGUCCUCCGAGCCCGGCGAAAGCUGUGUCGUCGACUUCCUCACCUCCACCAACACCCUCGGCUCGUCGCUGCUGCUCAACGACGCCCUGGAGCCCGUGCUGACCAGUGAAUCCGGCACCGGCGUGGGCGGCAUGGCGGGCGCCGCACUCCAUCCUCUGGCGUUGGGCAAUGUCGCCACGUUUCGUCGUCUGCUCGAUCGGCAUCCCGAGACUAAGGACUUGGCCAUCAUCGGCGUCGGCGGCGUCGAGGACAAAGCCGGCUUUGAUCGCAUGCGCAAGGUCGGCGCCAGUGCUGUCGCUUGUGCCAGCGCCCUGGGCCUCUACGGUGUUGACGUGUUUGAAAGGAUCACCAAGGGCGGCGAUUGA
Capronia coronata CBS 617.96 is the source of this 1113-nucleotide messenger RNA. RefSeq lists its product as uncharacterized. Gene Ontology annotation, cellular component: cytoplasm. Bases 1 to 1113 code for a protein of 370 amino acids. Gene Ontology annotation, biological process: 'de novo' pyrimidine nucleobase biosynthetic process. The record is from RefSeq and is a predicted model, not a curated record. Gene Ontology annotation, molecular function: dihydroorotate dehydrogenase activity. The transcript has a single exon. NCBI's taxonomy places the organism in Eukaryota, Fungi, Ascomycota, Eurotiomycetes, Chaetothyriales, Herpotrichiellaceae.